Molecule: messenger RNA, 1764 nt
Organism: Protopolystoma xenopodis
Lineage: Eukaryota; Metazoa; Platyhelminthes; Monogenea; Polystomatidea; Polystomatidae
Source: the annotation of a GenBank genome assembly
AUGACUGGAACUAGCCGAAUCACUUUAUAUCUUAUCAAAGAGAUUGAAUUUGCAUGUGUCACCACCACUCCUUACUCUGAGCCUACUUCCUCACCACCAUCAUCCUUACCUCUUCAUCUUUCGCCUUCAUAUCACGACUGCUCGGCUUCUGAUUCGACUCCCACGAAGUCCACUAUCUUAGGCCCACAGAAUAUAACAUUAUCAAGUGAGUCAGGCAGAUUUCGCAGAACUAAAUCAAAUGGGUCUAAUCGAAGCGGGCAGGCUGGUGUCGCUUCCACCUCCCAACAAGACAUCUCUUCUCGCAGCCCUGAUAUUCCGGCUGAUUCAGAUGAAAUAGCUGAAGAGGACCGAUUUUUGGCCAAAAAACGACAGCCAUUCGACAAUAAUACUCGUGCUACCUAUCGUAGUGGACAGACAGCGAAAAGGUUGCGACAAGCUAGGAAGGUAACUUCACAGGUCCGUCGAGGAUCUCUUCGUUCAGGGGAAGCUGGUGGCUGUUAUCAGAAUGAAGAUGAUGAAAACGAUAAUGGUCUUCAGCAAGAUACAGAAGAGAAGGCUGCAGAGGAGGAAGAAGUGGAGGAAGAGGAAGGCAUUUAUGACGAAGAUUUGAUCAGAGAUAAGGAGGUUCAGCCAUAUUCGGAUGAGCUUGCGUUGGAUACUUCGGAUGCCCUGCCACGCCUAACGCGACGACAGCAUCGUCUUCUCCUGGGUGACGCUACACCCGAUCAAGUCGCCAGCUUUUUGCUUCUGCUCGCUGUACCUCGGUCAUCGCCUGGACCUUCCACCAUUGCAAACUCCAGUGUCACCAAUAACUCCUCUUCCAAUUCUCAUGCUAAUAUUGGAGUCAAUGCUUCCAGCCCGGCAUCAGGCAUAGAAGAGCCUCGAAAAACCAAAACGACUGCGUUAUCAUCGGAGAGUAACAAAAUACCACUAACUUCAGUAUCUGGAGAGAAGGAGCGGAAGACCCGAGGAUUGGGAAGACGAGGUCGAGCUAAGUUAGCAGUUUCGCAUGGCUCUAAUGACGAUUCUAGCCCCUCAUCGCCUUUUCUUAUGUCUGAUUCAGAUAGUAUAGCUUUCAGUGAUGAUAACGAUGAUGAAGAGCAGAAGAUUAACGUAGAUUCAGUUCCUACCAACAAAGAAGGCGAAGCGAAAGCUGAAUCGAAACUCAAGAUGGAAAAGAAUGAAGAAGUGAGACCAGAAAUCUUUCAGACCAAGAUAAAACAGCCGGGGAAUGAAGAAGUAAAUUAUGAAGAGGGAAAAGAAAGCAAGGAGGAACAGGAGAAUAAAGAAAGUGAUGUAGAUGGUAAAAAUGAGAAUUUACCAGUAGACAUAUUAAAUUGUAUCAAUGUGUCGCAUCGCCAGCAUAUAGUGCAAGACCUCAAAGGAGUUGAGAUCAUGGCUGAUGAGCUUGAAGGGCCUGAAGAAAAAUCAUCCGGAAUUCUUGAUGUGUCUUAUGAAGACAGUUUUGUGGGGUCUGGCUCUGACUCAAAAAAGUCUUCAGCCUGUCGGCGGGCACGAAUGAGACCACAAGAUUUAUCUUCCGCACAAGGUGAUUGCAUGGUAGCAGAGGAGCUAGGGAAGCAGCGAAACAUUAUACAAGCUUAUAGUCAAGCCGAUGAAGCACCAAGUAUGAUUAUUUACAUUAAUAUUUUAUCUUCUAUACUUAUGUUAAUUUCAUUUUAUUUUACUACAUAUAUUCACCUACUUAACCUUCGACGAAAUCUUUCUUUUCGUGUGCAUUCGUAUGCCUUAUUUUUCCUAUAG